AACCGAAUCCCAGUAUGAAUACAGUAUGGACCUGAGGAAUAUUUGGACCAUGUUUAUCGCGUCAUUUAGAGGGAACAACAACGUCCCAGAAUUUGGAUGGAAAAACAGCAUGGGCAUGGAGGAGAUGGUGAGGACCCUGCUACAGAACCAGGACACACUGGAGGGCCCCAGUGUGGAUCCAUUAGACCUCAUGAAGGCCUACAAGGACAAACUCCUGGAGGAGAUGUGGAAACAGCAGGACAGUCUGGAGGGCCCACUGCCCCCCUCGAAAGAAAGGAGGCCCAACUCUCCAGGAGCCAUCAGUAGGGGACACGGGGAGGACUACGACGAGACCAAUCCCAUUCUAGAGCGUCUGCGGGCUCUUGAGGUGGAGAACUCUGCCUUGACAAAGGAGAACGACAACCAGAGGAAGCAGUAUGAACGCUGUCUGGAUGAGGUGGCUAAUCAGGUGGUCCAAGCUCUCCUCACUCAAAAGGACCUGAAGGAGGAGUGUGUAAAGCUGAGGACACGCGUGUUUGACUUGGAGCAGCAGAACCGCAUACUGAACGUUCUCUUCCAGCAGUGGGUCAAAACAUCCACCGACCCUAUCUCUCAGGAAGUCCAGCGGAAUGGGAAGGCAAGUGUUCCUGCAGGCAGGUGGCCCAGCCUGCUUAGUCUAACCUGUCCACGCAGUAGCUGCAGUGGCAGUGAGGCCUCAUUAUCCAGCGUCUCGACUGAGUACUCCAGUGGCUCACAUACUUGGGCAGAAGGACGUCGCUCCUCCAAGCAGUCUAUGAUAAGCCGGGAGAAGAGGAUGAGCGCAGGUUCAGUGUCCAGCAAUCAGUCUGUCCCAGCAGAGCAGCCCGAUCUAAAUUGGAAGGAGGGCCACAUUCUGAAAGGCCUGAAGAGGCUCCAAAUGCGCAGCCCAGCUCCCAAGGAGACAGCUUCACUCGCCUCCACGUCACAUUUCAAGGACUGCAUGACCUCCAAUGAGGGCAUAUACUCUUUAGGGGUUAAGGGUGGGCCCCAGGGGGUAGUGCCUAAAUUGGCAUUGGCAAAGGGAAAUUAUUUUAAGCCAGCAGCAGGAGUCAGUACCUUAAUCUCUGACUCAGACGAUGCAGAGGAUGAAGUGCCUCAAUCACCAGCCAGGGAGUCCUGCGCCCAACCCAUUAAAGAGACUCUCCAUCUGGAAGGAGAGCCUGCGUCUGAAUUGGGAACGGCACAAGGGGGAAAGAGCUCCAUGGUCUACAACUCCCAAGAAGAGCCUGUAAGACUCAUAAUUCCCAGCAACUCCUUCUCACCUAUCAAAGAUGUCUUCUUGCUCGAGGGUCCCACACUGAAGCCUGGACUCAGCCCAACGGAGAGCCCUAACUUUAUGAGUGGACUUCAAAAUAAAGACAAGCUAGUAGAAACUACAAGACAUAGUUACAAUUUGAGGCCAGAGAGCAUUAAACAGCCACAAAACAAAGUUACGGUCAAACAUCUAGAGGCACGGGCUAGGGAAGUGAGCCUACCCAUUCAGUAUGCAGCAGCCAGAGCUCUGAGUUGGGUUAGUGAGGCCAGACAGCGCAGUGCUUCCAUGGAUACGAAGCAGUACAGAGAGCCGAGCAGCCAGGGUGGAGUUGAUACCAAGGACUACACCAUUUUGCAGUCCCGACAGAGGAAAACAAAGCCUACGGCUUGCGACUCAGCAAGGAAGGCCUUUAUCCUCCGACGCAAGAGUGCAGAUGGAGGUCCAGACCAGGCCAAGCUACAUCAGCCCCUACAUCAGAAACUUAUCAAAGUCAAUCAAAGGGCCAAGAACCGCUCAAACCCUCCUGGGCCCAGUGGCCCUCGCACAAAGAUUAACCUCAGCAGGGCACCAGGUCCAGCUAAGGUAUCAGUACAAAUGACUGAGAAAGGUGAGACUGCUAGUGGGGCAAGAACUUCAGGGCCCCUUGAGAAUACAGUACAUGGCUCCCCUUCUUCCUCCCCUCAGAAACUGGUCAAAGUUUUUGAGCCACCUGUGCUGAAUGAUUGUCCCAAGAGCACAUCUAAAGUAUUCCAACCAGUUUCCAAACUCCCAUCAAGAAACGACUGUGGGGUAAAAGGCCCCAACUCCAACAAUUCAGCUUGCUCUCCACUUAAACAGAGGCAGCAAGACCAGCACUCGGAUUCCUCUUGCAAUGAUAUCAGGUCUCCUUCACCUCCACUCCCACCAGGUCGGACCACCUCCCUACUUAUUCGACCUGGUUAUGGCUCCUUACCUCAGGCGCAUAAGCCUGUGGUUAUGCUCCAAACCUCUAGCACAGUAAAGGCAACUGCGCGUAGCACCAAACCUCCGUCAAGUCAUCAGUCAUCUGUUUUACAAAUGCAACCUCUAGCCCCCAACAAAAUGCAAGACACUCAUCAUAUGGCUCCCAAAAUGGGUAUUGAGGUGAAAAAGCUACCAAAAUGGGUCCCUGCCAAAGUCUACCAUCCUUUACCAACUUCGACCACUCUUCAAGAAUCCAAGGAAACGGACUCUUCCCAAUCCUCAAUGAACAGGACUGUGGCACAAGCCUCCCAUCAGGAAAAUAGUGUUCCAUUUGUGGUGCAAAAUCAGGACAGUUUAUCUGUGUCCCAGCAAGGCAAUGGUGAGCCACAAAGUACAGAGCUCUUACCUCAGGCCUCAGCAUCUCUACUUUGCCAUGACAUAGUUAGUAUCUCUCAACAUUCUGUGACCAGGGCAGUAAAUGCAUCCCUUCCUGUUGGCUCCAAAACCAAUGAGACGACCCCAAAGCUGGGAAACAACUUUGCAGUUAUCACUGCUAUAAAGGGAGUGCAGACUUUUGACACCUUCAACCAGGACACGUACAGACGUCCAAUGAUGCACUGUGUCAAUGCAGCUGUAGCCAAGGCCAAAGCCAGGAGAAAGCUUGAGACCCACUGUAGCUCACUAGAGGAGGCUGCACUCCCACCUCCAGUGGCAGAGAAUGGUGUAACUUUGGACUGGGGAUUUGAUGAAGAGAGCUGGCUAUUCAAGCGCUCGGUCUCAGUCUCGACCCGACCUCCUCUCCACCCGGUUAUGGGCAUGAAUGGAGCAAAGGCUCGCAGUCAAAGCUUUGGUGCACGCUAUAUGGACAGACCGAACAUCAGCAGGUCUGGAAAUGUUCGUAGUCACAUCAAAACUAACUCAGGAAGCUCUUUGAAUUCUCUUGGUGAUGUAUUCCAGGGUAGUAUGAGUUGCUCCAAUAGCUACAAUUGUUCAAGGAACAAAUCCCACAACAAUUUCAUGAUUGAGGAAGGCUUGCCAAUACCUCUGCAUCUGGAGGCCUCCAGUGAUCGAUUUGGUCUCAAACACCAGAGAGUAAACUCAUGUUCACAUCUCCGGACUGAGAAACAGUCCCCUAGCACCUUCUAUGAAUGUAUCCAAGGGGAACCAGAGAGACAGUCAAACAUCUCCACCAUCGAGGAGAAGGUCAUGAUGGGAAUCGAGGAGAAUUUGCAGAAAUCUCAGCAGAAGGAGAAGACAACUAAAACUAAGCAGAAAUCCGGUUCACUGUCAAACUGGUUUGGAUUCCGCAAGAGCAAGCUCCCUGCUCCGAUUGGUAAAAAAGGAGAUUCUUCAAGGGGAAAGGAGGAGAGGAAGGAACCUAAGCUUGGAUCUCUCUUGGGUGGGAAGCAGGCACAGUUCGACAAAAAGAAGGAAGGGAGGAAAAGUGAAGGUCAUCAAAUGGAUGGCUCGGUUGGGAAAAGAGACUCCCAAGAUACAUUGCUCGUCUGCCUUUCGAUGGCCUCCCUGGGAGCCCCAGGUAACAGCAACAUACAAGGACAAACCGACAUCAGUGGGGACACAAAGACAAAGAUACAGAGGAUGAACCUCAGGACUGAUAAUGACAACAGAGUUGCUUUGAAGAGCCCCAGUGAAGAUCACUUUAUCGGCUCCGGCUGCAAGAUGCGAACGUUGGACAGCGGCAUUGGAACAUUCCCCCUCCUUGAUUCCUCCUCCUUGUUCUCCUCCAUCCUCCACCUCCUUCCCAUGUCCACAUCGGCCCAAAACUCCCUCAGUCCUCCCAGUGCUCCCAGUUCCUCUAGUGAGGAGGUGUCACCCUCCCCAUUACCCCGGUGGAGAGUACCAUCUGGCUCAAAAGACCAUCUCUGCAGCCAACCAGGCCUGGACAACUCCUCGUUAUCCGACACCACUGUGACCCUUGUCCAAUCAGUGCCUUAUCCCACUUUGGCCUUCCUUCAGCCUGUCCAAUCCCUGUCUGAGCCCCUUGUGACCUGUGCCAGUGUGUGUGAUACCCAGAGCAAGCUGCCCAGACUAGCUUCAGCAGUUAGAAUGACAUGAUCAUGAAGACUGACAAGGACAACUGCUAAGAAACCAUCAGCAAAUAAAUUCUGGAACAAAAUGAGCAGCAUCGAGGGGAGAGAGAUAGAGAGAGAGAGGGGAAUCAGCAGGCAUGUAACCUACAGGGAGAUUCAUUAUUACAAUGGCUCAUGGUCAAACAGAAGCACUAUACCUACCUUUAGGAAUAGAACUGCCCGUGAAAACAUGUUAUGUCAACAUAUGAAAGUUGCCCAUUUCCUUCUGAUGAGUUUCUGUCCACAGGACCCGAAGUGUUAAAAUCUGUAAACUAUUGAUUUACAGUCAAUUAUAAUCAUCCUUGGACUUGGUUUGCUGUACUUGACACACAUUAGCCUCUUCAGUAGCUUUACCAGUUAGCUCACACGUAGGUACUGUGCUGUCAUUUCUAAUGGCUCCUUAUCUUGUCAACUUAAUUGUAGACGGAUGGCGUGGGAAGAACGCCACAAUGACCUUCUCUCAUUCGGGAGUUUUAUGAAAUAGAUAGUUUACUCAAUUUACAAAAUAUUGAUUUCCUUACCCUGUAAGCAGUCUUUGGACAGGGUAAGACAGAAUUCAUGCCUUGGUUUUACUUACAGGAUAAAGUAAAGAAUAUGUAAUUUAGUCAUUUGGGUGAACUAUCUCUUUAACAGUUAGCAAAACAAUACAGACUGACUUGCUAGGUUCUGUGCUGGGCAAUAUGUGGUUGGGUUGUUUAGGAACAAAACCGAUGCGUGCUCAACUUUGGGGCAAAGCAAUUAUAAACUCCAAAGGAUUAUUAAAAACGUGAAAUAUAUUUAGUCUCCGAAUGUUUAUUGAAAACAUACUUUUGCCCAAUAAGCACUUGUUGUUUUCUCUCAAAUAGAUCAUUAAAGAUAUUGGGUAGCUAGCUAGCUAGCGAAUUUUUGCCUUAUUAGCAUAGACAUACAGAAAGUUAAGCACCUCAAAACAAGACAUGGUAUCAAGAACAAGAUACAACUAGCUGAAACAAACCAUAUACGAUUCCCCACAUGGCAGCUUUUUGUCAAUGUUGCUAGCUAUCUGACCAUUCAGAAUAAUUACAACUCAUGGUCUUCUGCCCCAUCAAUGCGCAGGCAUCAUUUUGACGUUGUCAGGCAACCUGUCUAUAUGUACUGUCAACUGACACACAAAAUCAGUGUGCAACAAACAUAACUUCAAGGACGUCUGACUGGCUAAUACGCUAUCAAUCACAGAAGUACAGUAGAGGCAGGAUCUCCACUCAUAACUGUGUCGUUCCACCUCAAAAAUCACAAGAAAGAAGAUUGACAUCCACCAUCUCAGAUUGUUCAGAACUCGGUUCUGUAGUUAGUGACAGAUUCCAUUAGCGUUCCUGAAACAUUAUUUUGUUGAAAUAUAAUUUGAUCUCUGAGAAAUUCAGCUAAUUGAUUGCACACAAUUGGGCAUUUUAAUUGACAGGAUUCUGAUAAUAUUCAAUAAAUACAGUACCCAACAUCCGAUAUGGACCAAACAUGGGAUGACUCAACUGUAUGUCACUACGUUGAAUAGAUUCACCCUAAAACCACAUGAACAAGUAUAUUAAAAAGCAUGUUAGCUUUGUAUAUAACAAGCACUUUUAAUGACUUUUUACACAUUACUGAACUCUUGUAUGUACAGUAUACCUAUGAACUCAGUUAUACAUAAGCGCAACAUUAAUAUUGCUAUGCAGUCAGCUCAGGGAAAUGCCAUUACUCAUUUAGGAAAUACUUAAUGGAUGGCUAUAUGGAAGUUAUAAGCAGGUUUCCAAUUUAACCCCAACACAUGAUUUUUGUAUAAUGUAAUGUAUAUUUACAGUGCCUUCAGAAAGUAUUCACACCCUUUAACUUUUCACACAUUUUUGUUGUUUAUUUUUGAAUUGAUUUAAUCUGGCAAGUCUGUUAAAAACAAAUUCUUAUUUACAAUGAUGGCCUACCUCAACCAAACCCUCCCCUAACCCAGGCAAUGCUGGGCCAAUUGUGCGCUGCCUUAUGAGACUCCCAAUCACGGACGCUUGCGAUACAGCCCAGGAUCGAACCCAGGUCUAUAGUGACGCUUCUAGAACCCUGCGCCACUCAGGAUCCAUGUUUUACAGCCUGAGAUUAAAAUGGAUUGAAUAUAGAUUUUUUUGUCACUUGCCUACACACAAUAACCCAUCAUUUCAAAGUAGAAUUGUGUUUUUCAAAAUUUUUACAAAUUAAUAAAAAAUGUAUAGCUGAAAUAUAUUCAACCCCUUUGUUAUGACAAGCCUAAAUACGUUUUGUGGUACAAAUUUGCUAAGCACAUAAUAAGUUGCAUGGACUGAUUGUGAAUGACUGCCUCAUCUUUGUACCCCACACAUACAGUUAUUUGUAAGGUCCCUGAGUCGAUCAACAAAAAUGAUAUUUACUCCACAAUACUAACCUAAAUGACAGAGUGAAAAGAAAGAAGCCUUUACAGAAUACAAAAUACUCCAAAACAUGCAACCUGUUUGCAAUAAGGCACUAAAGUAAAACUACAAAUAUUAUAGCAAAAAAAAAACUUUGUCUUCAAUACAACACAUCACUGAGUACCAGUCUUCACAUAUUCAAGCAUGGUGGCGUGUGUAGAUGAGAGAAAACAAUUUAAUCCAUCUUGAAAUCAGGCUGUAAAACUACAAAAUGUGCAAUAAUUUAAAGGGUAUGAAUAUGUUCUGUAUAGACUUUAUAUGUAUAAAAUAACUAUGUGAUGUAUUGUGUUUAGGCAACUCACUUUUAAGCUCCAAAUAAAAUGCAUAUUGUGUACUCUACUGAUCUUUUCAUUGUUAUGAAUGCAUCAUGACAUGUUUGGCUACUUCGGCUGCUAUAUGAAAUGUUUUUCUUCCCUAACUCUUUUUAAAAAUUGUUUCCCUACCUUGACUUUUAUACAUUGUGACGACCAUUUACCCAGGGUGGUCUCUCUCCUCCUGGGUAUACAGUAGUGCAUAAUCAGUCCUGGUAACCUGGGGUAUUUUAGACACCACAACAGAGGAAGAAUAAGGACAUAUCAAAAAUAUAUUAGCACUGUU
Molecule: messenger RNA, 7304 nt
Organism: Oncorhynchus gorbuscha (pink salmon)
Lineage: Eukaryota; Metazoa; Chordata; Actinopteri; Salmoniformes; Salmonidae
Product: nck-associated protein 5-like
Exons: 13
Coding region: 26-4291 (1421 amino acids)
Biological process (GO): microtubule depolymerization; microtubule bundle formation
Cellular component (GO): microtubule plus-end
Source: RefSeq, a predicted model, not a curated record